AUGGCUCCUUCUAACCCGGUUACUCCGCCGGCUCCUCAAGAUGCGCCAACUCCACCUGCACCUCCAGCAGUGGAGGCUCCCAGGCAUUCCAUGUCGACAAGGUCAAAACAUGGUAUUACAAAACCAAAACAAAUCUUUUCUCUUCUUGCUAAGCCUUUCUCUGCUCUUCCAAAAAGCCAUAUACAAGCCUUAAACGAUCCUAAUUGGAAUCCAUCUAUGACUAUAGAGUACAAUGCUAUUGUUAAAAGCGAGACUUUUGAUCUUGUGCCUCGCCCUUCUAACACUAACAUUGUGCGCUCAAUGUGGUUAUACAAACAUAAGUAUGAUGCAGAUGGCAACUUUAAAAGCCACAAGUCUCGUUUGGUGGCUAAUGGCAAGUCGCAGGAGCAAGGAAUAGACUAUGACGAGACUUUCAGUCCCGUUGUGAAGCCAGCAACGAUACGCACCGUCUUGAAUUUGAAUCAUAUUAUAAAUAGUUAA
Messenger RNA from Brassica oleracea var. oleracea, 480 nucleotides. RefSeq lists its product as uncharacterized. NCBI's taxonomy places the organism in Eukaryota, Viridiplantae, Streptophyta, Magnoliopsida, Brassicales, Brassicaceae. The record is from RefSeq and is a predicted model, not a curated record. The transcript has a single exon. The coding region runs from base 1 to 480 and encodes 159 amino acids.